This is a messenger RNA of Phialemonium atrogriseum, 609 nucleotides long. RefSeq names its product GTP-binding protein ypt1. Gene Ontology annotation, biological process: vesicle-mediated transport. The record is from RefSeq and is a predicted model, not a curated record. Gene Ontology annotation, molecular function: GTP binding; GTPase activity. Bases 1 to 609 code for a protein of 202 amino acids. The transcript is spliced from 5 exons. NCBI's taxonomy places the organism in Eukaryota, Fungi, Ascomycota, Sordariomycetes, Cephalothecales, Cephalothecaceae.
AUGAAUCCCGAAUACGACUACCUUUUCAAGCUCCUCCUCAUCGGCGAUUCCGGUGUUGGAAAGUCUUGUCUCCUUUUGCGAUUCGCCGACGAUACCUACACAGAGUCCUACAUUUCCACCAUCGGUGUCGACUUCAAAAUCCGGACUAUUGAGCUGGACGGCAAGACGGUGAAGCUUCAGAUCUGGGAUACUGCCGGACAAGAACGGUUCCGGACCAUUACAUCAUCUUACUACCGAGGCGCUCACGGCAUCUGCGUUGUUUACGAUGUCACCGACAUGGAGUCCUUCAACAACGUCAAGCAAUGGCUACAGGAGAUCGAUAGAUACGCCACCGAGGGUGUCAACAAGCUCCUGGUAGGCAACAAGAGCGAUAUGGCGGACAAGAAAGUGGUCGAGUACACAGUCGCAAAGGAAUUCGCCGACAGCCUGGGAAUCCCCUUCUUGGAAACCUCGGCCAAGAACGCGAGCAACGUCGAGCAGGCCUUCCUGACCAUGGCCCGCCAAAUCAAGGAGCGGAUGGGCACCACAGCGACCAACAACACGAAGCCGAACGUCCAAGUCGGGCCGGGACACGGCGUUUCGUCGUCGAGCACCAACCCCUGCUGCUAA